GCCCGCGAACAUGGCGGCCGCCAGCGAGAGGAGCGCGGUAGUGGCGGCGGCGGCGGCCCGCGCUCUCUGCCUGCUGCUGCUCUGCGGCUGGGCCCUGGCGGAGCACGGCGAGGCGGCCCGCGAGUCUACAAAAGUGGAGGUGCUUCAGAAAAAUAUUUCUGCUAGAAAUGAGAAUGAAACACUUCAAAACGUAAUAGACGACUUGCACAGUAUAACACCAACAAGAAAAGAGGUGUCUCCAACAACAGCUAGAAUCACUUCUGUGACUGCAGUAAAACCAUCUACAGCAAAAGGUGAUUCUUUGCUCAAUGUUCUCUCUCAUGCGGUGACUGUUAGUCCUGUAUCUCAAAUGGAUGUUGAUGCUUCUGAAGACACUAGAAUUGAGGAAGAGGAUCUACUAACAGAUUUGAAAGACACACUAAAUAGUUCUCCACCCAUAAUAAAAGAAACUCUGGAGUCUGAUGGAGAUGACUAUGGUCCUUAUGAAAUGACAUCGAAUUCCAGAUAUAGCCCAGAUCUCCUAGACAUGCCAGAAGAUGAGGAUUCUGACACCAUUGGUAAUUAUAAUGAGGAGGUUCAGUCCCAUGAGGAGAAGAUAAAAGAUGCUACUGUCACAGAUUUGGAAGAAGACAGCCAUUUUUUUUUUCAUCUGGUUAUAGUUGCCUUCUUAGUAGCUGUUGUUUAUAUCACCUAUCACAACAAGAGGAAGAUCUUCUUAUUGGUCCAGAGCCGAAGAUGGCGGGAUGGCCUGUGCUCUAGAACAGUGGAAUAUCAUCGUUUAGAUCAAAAUGUUAAUGAGGCAAUGCCUUCUCUGAAGAUAACCAAUGAUUAUGUAUUUUGAAAGCACUGUGAUUUGAGUCUGCUGAACUUCUCAGUCUUUGCCUGCCUAGUCAUGUAAUGAUAUUCAGGUAUUCUAAAUAUGCCGCUUGUACUGAAAUGAGGGGUACUUUCUCUGACCUGGGUAUUUUUGAGAUUAAAUCUCAUGCAAGAUCAAAGGCAUGAUACAUCUGUUUGCUACUUUGGUUAGGUUUUAAAUCAGCUAUACAGUUACAGGAUUUAAUAAUUAGUGCCCUUUCCAUUCGUUAAGGAUCUUCCCUUCUGUCUGGAGCAGUCUUAGUAGAGGUAAUGCAAAAAAUAAGCAUAAAAUAUCCUAGGCCUAAUAAUUAAGGUUUGGCAUCGCUGAAUCAAAUUAAUGAUCUCUUUGCUAAUUACUUGUAUGGCUCAUAAAUCCUACUGUAUUACAAUUUGAAAAAUAAUUAGUUUUUUUCCAUGCUUAAAUCCUGGUGCUGCAAAACUUUCAUGUUUUUUCUUUUUUUUUCCUUGCCUAGCUUGAUCCUAUCUUAGGAAAAAUAGCUAGCAUGACAACUUCAUAAUUUCUACGUGUGUUCUUGCAGUAAAUCAUUUAAAGUGUUUCAAACAUGAUUAUUUUUAUUUCAGAAGUUAUACACCAUAUAUUUCUGUAGAAUGCUGAAGAAGUAUGAGAAGGUAUUGCAGCUUCUUGACUGUCCGCCUUUUUCUUUAAUUAUAUUUAUGACUAUUUCAUUAUCUUUAAUUACUGAAUGGAAAAUAAGCCUCGUGAUAUAAUUUUAGUAAAAUAUAGAUAGUUGACGGGCUUUUGGUACAUCAAAGCUUUCCCUUGAUUUUUAAGACAGUUGGGACACACAGUUAUAUUGUUUGGUACAUUAUGAAUAGGAGAGGCCUGAGAAUAUAAGAACAAUAUAUUUUGUUGGUAUUCUGACCUAGGUAACAGGCAGAUAAAAGUAAUGAUGUGUGGGGCUGUCAGUCUAUGGAUAGCGCACUUUCAUUUUUGACAAAUAUUUACACAUGACUGUAAAGCAAGUUACUGGUACGUUGUUUUUUUUUUACGUUGUCUUUUGUACUUUCAUUAUUUAUGUUUUCAUGAAUUGUAAAAUGUAAAAUCUCUUUAGUUUUCUAUACAUUCUGUUUCUGAUUUAGUUUUCAAAACUGAUAAAUAUGUAAAUAGUGGUGGAUCAGAACCAUAAUUAAUGACUUGGUAUUCAAGUAAUUAUAUAACACUUUGAAAGAAAUCAGAACUUUAUAGCUGUUGGCAUGAAGAGUUUGAAGGCAUGAUAUCUUAUUGAUGAAGCACUAAAACUUCUAAAUCCUACUGUUAAAUGCUUUCUUUUCAUAACCAUAAGAAAGUAAAGCACAAACAAAAUAUACCAAAA
This is a messenger RNA of Rhea pennata, 2189 nucleotides long. RefSeq names its product chromosome 14 C5orf15 homolog (gene C14H5orf15). The coding region runs from base 11 to 841 and encodes 276 amino acids. The record is from RefSeq and is a predicted model, not a curated record. The transcript has 3 exons. NCBI's taxonomy places the organism in Eukaryota, Metazoa, Chordata, Aves, Rheiformes, Rheidae.